This is a messenger RNA of Strongylus vulgaris, 681 nucleotides long. The record is from the annotation of a GenBank genome assembly. NCBI's taxonomy places the organism in Eukaryota, Metazoa, Nematoda, Chromadorea, Rhabditida, Strongylidae.
AUGCAAUACAGAUUGCCUGCCUCAGACAUGGGCGAAGCAGACGAGAAUGUCGUUCGUGUUCAUCGUGAUGAAUUCGGUGGCGUUGUGCUUCAGCACGACAUCGGUCCAGAGAGAACUUUGAGUGAGCAAGAAGAGUGGGCAAUUGAACAUGCGAAGUUGCACGAAAAACAUAGAGGUCACGAACAAAUGCACCUUGAAAUGAUGCUCAUACUCGUGGUAACGCUUGUUGUCGCUCAAGUCUUCCUGGUGCAGUGGAAGAAGAGGCACUUCAAAUCUUACCAGCUCUGUACCUUAUUGGGAAUGUGGCUAAUUCCUGUAUAUGUUUGCCUUUCGCGUAGUUGGUACAGGUUUCUUGUCACCUGGCUAAUUUAUACUAUAUGUUCUACAUGGAUCUGGCGCAAAUCCACUGAAGAUCACAUCAGUGGAACGACUCCAAGACUUGUUUACAAGUGGUUUCUAUUCCUGCAUAAGCUCAGCUAUGUGCUUGGGGUAGCCGGCUACAUAAUUAUGAUCUUUACGCUCAUGGGUCUCAACUUUAUUUUUGGAUUGCAGUCAACCACUUGCAUGGACGCAGUUGAGAGUGUCCUAGGAAUUCUUCUCUUGUUCUAUGGUUUGUAUUACGGAGUUCUCGGCCGUGAUUUCGCUCAUAUCUGCACUGAUCGAAUGGCGUGCAAAAUAGGG